This is a messenger RNA of Pecten maximus, 1962 nucleotides long. RefSeq lists its product as uncharacterized. The transcript is spliced from 3 exons. Lineage: Eukaryota; Metazoa; Mollusca; Bivalvia; Pectinida; Pectinidae. The record is from RefSeq and is a predicted model, not a curated record. The coding region runs from base 1 to 1104 and encodes 367 amino acids.
AUGUCAGCAGGACGUCUGAUGUUAGGACUAGGGUAUGGUGUGUUGUCCAUGACAACAGGACGUCUGAUGUUAGAUCUAGGACUAGGGACGUCUGAUGUUAGAUCUAGGACUAGGGUAUGGUGUGUAGUCCACGUCAACAGGUCGCCUGAUGUUAGAUCUAGGACUAGGGUAUGGUGUGUAGUCCAUGACAACAGGACGUCUGAUGUUAGAUCUAGGACUAGGGUAUGGUGUGUAGUCCAUGACAACAGGACGUCUGAUGUUAGAUCUAGGACUAGGGUAUGGUGUGUAGUCCACGUCAACAGGACGUCUGAUGUUAGAUCUAGGACUAGGGUAUGGUGUGUAGUCCAUGACAACAGGACGUCUGAUGUUAGAUCUAGGACUAGGGUAUGGUGUGUAGUCCAUGACAACAGGACGUCUGAUGUUAGAUCUAGGACUAGGGUAUGGUGUGUAGUCCAUGUCAGCAGGACGUCUGAUGUUAGAUAUAGGACUAGGGUAUGGUGUGUAGUCCAUGACAACAGGACGUCUGAUGUUAGAUCUAGGACUAGGGUAUGGUGUGUAGUCCAUGACAACAGGACGUCUGAUGUUAGAUCUAGGACUAGGGUAUGGUGUGUAGUCCAUGACAACAGGACGUCUGAUGUUAGGACUAGGGUAUGGUGUGUUGUCCAUGACAACAGGACGUCUGAUGUUAGAUCUAGGACUAGGGUAUGGUGUGUUGUCCAUGACAACAGGACGUCUGAUGUUAGGACUAGGGUAUGGUGUGUUGUCCAUGACAACAGGACGUCUGAUGUUAGAUCUAGGACUAGGGUAUGGUGUGUAGUCCACAACAACAGGACGUCUGAUGUUAGGACUAGGACUAGGGUAUGGUGUGUAGUCCAUGACAACAGGACGUCUGAUGUUAGGACUAGGGUAUGGUGUGUAGUCCAUGACAACAGGACGUCUGAUGUUAGGACUAGGUUAUGGUGUGUAGUCCAUGACAACAGGACGUCUGAUGUUAGAUCUAGGACUAGGGUAUGGUGUGUAGUCCAUGACAACAGUACUGAGGUAUCUUGUACAAUUCAGGUUGAAGUAAUUCUACUAGAUCUUAAAUACAAUAUGACAGGAUAAGCAUGUGGUUGACAAGGAAGAAAUCACCAAACAUUUAUUACAAGACAAAUGGUCCUUGUAUUAUAUCACAAUCAAUUACCAUUAUAGUACAUGGCGGAGAACCCACAACUUGGGCCAGCAAAAUGAAAGAAAGAGUUUUUGCACUUGUUACAUAUAAAUUAACUACAUCUAGCCUACCGACAGGUAGUUCAGUUUGCCAGUGUGCAAUUUAUCUAGAGAGAAUUAAUCUGCCUUUACCAAGUAAGACUUUAAAACAUUUCUUAUGAAAACCUGGAGAUAGCACUAAUCAGAAUGUUAUGCUGCAUAAUAUAAUGUAUGCAAUGGCAUGCACAAUACUUUGGAAAGACAUACUGCAUAAAUCUUUUAAUUACAUUAAUCUCAAUACAUGUAUUUGGUAUGGCAUUGGAUAUCGUACCUAAAUUGUUUACUUAGCCUCUAUAUCAAAGAUACAAUUUGAAAUUACAUUUUAGUUCUAAUUUUGAUCAUUACACUGUUAUCAGGCCUAACUAACCAAUAAAUCGUAAGUUUCCGACACAUGGUCCGUAUAUAUAUCAUGAUGAGACAUGCAUUAUAAAUCGUGGGUUGGGUUUAAUGCCAAGUUCCUAUGUGCACUGUGGUAUUUCAACAAUGUCAAAUAAAUAGAUAUGACAUUUCAGCUUUCUGUGACUAGAAACAAAAUUAUAAAUGUGAUGGGUUAUUUUCUACUACAUGUAUUUUGAAAACCUCUGUAUGUAGCAUUAGAGGGUUUUCACAGAACUUGAUAAGCAUCGUAGCUGAAUUUUUGCCUGUUAUAUUUGGCAUGUCUUCAGAUCCAGCUGCAGUCAAAAGCAAAUAUAUAAAAAUAAAUAUUUAUUUAAA